Molecule: messenger RNA, 2083 nt
Organism: Hevea brasiliensis (rubber tree)
Lineage: Eukaryota; Viridiplantae; Streptophyta; Magnoliopsida; Malpighiales; Euphorbiaceae
Product: cytochrome P450 85A1
Exons: 9
Coding region: 405-1799 (464 amino acids)
Biological process (GO): sterol metabolic process
Molecular function (GO): iron ion binding; oxidoreductase activity, acting on paired donors, with incorporation or reduction of molecular oxygen; heme binding
Source: RefSeq, a predicted model, not a curated record
UUGAGUUAGUUAAAAUGCAUAUGGAUUAGAUUUGUGGGAACCCACAAGAGUUUAGCUGCCAAAUUAUCUUAGGCUCUUAGCCAUGUGAACAAUACUUAACAAGUUAUAGAGAGAAGAUUCUGUUGGUAAUUAGUGGAGUAGUACUAUAUAGUUCAAGGAGAAGGAUGUGAAAUUUUACAAGCAUUCUAUUUACUCUAUUCACAGUUGUGAAAAUAAUAAGUCACUGAGUAGGUGCAUGGUCUGGCCUAUUCAGCAUUUCCCUGUGUCUCUAUAACUCUACUUGUAAUACUUGUCCAGAGAGACCCACACUCAUCUCAUACCCUAUAACAAACACCUGAGCAAAGCCAUACCAUUUUGCAGCAGUCUCCAGAGAGUGUGUUUUUGAAACUUUCCUGGGAGCAUCAAUGGCAGUGUUGGUGUUGGCUGUUGGGAUGUUUUUGGGAUUGUGUAUCUGCUUUGCUUUGUUCUUGAAAUGGAAUGAGAUAAGGUAUACGAGGAAAGGCUUGCCUCCAGGGACAAUGGGAUGGCCAGUUUUUGGAGAGACCACAGAAUUCCUCAGAUAUGGACCUGAUUUCAUGAAAAACCAGAGAGCAAGGUAUGGAAGUUUAUUUAAGUCACAUAUCUUCGGGUGUCCUACCAUUAUUUCCAUGGAUCCAGAGCUCAACAGAUACAUCCUAUUGAAUGAAGGAAAAGGACUUGUUCCUGGCUACCCCCAGUCCAUGCUAGAUAUACUAGGGAAAUGCAACAUUGCUGCUGUGCAUGGUUCUACUCACAAAUACAUUAGAGGGUCAUUGCUAUCCCUCAUUGGCCCUUCCAUGAUCAAGGAUCAGCUUUUGCCGAAAAUCGACCAGUCCAUCAGGUCUUUUCUUUGCAAUUGGCAAGGCAAAAACAUUGAUAUCCAAGAAAGAACCACUGAGAUGGCAUUGUUCAUAUCCUUCAAGCAGAUCCUUGAAACAGAAUCGAAUUCGAUUUAUGAGAUUUUCAAACCAGAGUUUGACAAGCUAGUGGCAGGGGCAUUGUCACUACCCAUAAACAUUCCAGGCUCAAAUUAUCAUUAUGGUUUCCAGGGAAGAAAAAGAGUCAUUAAAAUCUUGAGGCAAAUUAUUAAGGAGAGAAGAGCUUCUUCAAUAACCCAUAAUGAUAUUCUUGGUCACCUUCUAAGAAAUGAAGGCUCAAAAUACCAUUUGAAUGAUAAGGAGAUACUUGAUCAGGUUAUUACAAUUAUGUAUUCAGGUUAUGAAACUGUAUCAACUACUUCAAUGAUGGCCAUCAAGUAUCUACAUGACCACCCUAUUGCUCUUCAACAAAUUAGAGAAGAGCAUUUAGCGAUUCGCGACAGGAAAAAACCAGGGGAUAACAUUGACUGGGAUAACUACAAAUCCAUGAGUUUUACUCGUGCUGUGAUUUUUGAAACAUCAAGAUUGGCUACAAUUGUAAAUGGGGUACUAAGAAAGACAACAAAAGAUAUUGAACUGAAUGGGUUUAUCAUUCCAAAAGGAUGGAGAAUAUAUGUUUAUACAAGGGAGAUUAACUAUGAUCCAUUGCUCUAUCGAGAGCCUUUAACUUUCAAUCCAUGGAGAUGGCUGGAUAAGAGCUUGGAGUCUCGAAACUAUUGCUUCAUGUUUGGAGGAGGAAGUAGGCUAUGCCCUGGAAAGGAAUUGGGCAUAGUUAUAAUUUCUACAUUCCUUCACUAUUUUGUCACAAAAUACAGGUGGGAGGAAGUUGGCGGAGAUGAGAUUCUGAAAUUUCCUAGAGUUGAAGCACCAAAUGGGCUGCAUAUAAGGGUAUCCAAGUUCUGAAAGAUUACAGGAACAUGAUCAUUACAGAUGGAGAUACAUAGAAUAAGCAAAGAAUAUAGCUAGAAAAAAAUUUUUAACAUGCCUAACAGUUGCAGGUAUGAAAUUAGUCGUCUGUUAUGGCCCUGAGAAGUGAGAACCACAGAAGAAAGCAGAGUUUAAGUUCAUUUUCAGAAACUGUUCGACGCAGUUUUGGUAGCUAAAUGUUGAAACUUGGAACACAACAUUGUAGAUGCAAUGCUACCAUUUAUAAGACCUGAAAUAGAAAUUAUAAACGACAUUGAAUC